AUGUCGAGUAAUACAACGGCCAAUACCAUUUCAAGUGGCCGACUCAUUGUCGCUUAUUAUCCAUUUUCAUUGAUUAUUGUUGGUACAAUUUUAAACCUGACAACGUUGUUCAUUCUUUUUCGGCCUGUCUUUCGAGAUACAACAAGACAACCGGUUGUUUAUUACAUGCGUACGAUCGCUGUGUUUGAUAUUCUGAUGCUAUAUGGCUGGAAUCUUGAUCAUUAUUUGGACAUCGUACAUGGGUUUAUACUUUUAACGUAUACAAUACCGACGUGCAAAAUUUUUGGAUUUUUGAAUUAUUUCGCUGGACAAUCAUCAGCAUGGCUUCGCGUAUUCGUCUGUUUAGAUCGAUACUUAGCAGUAAGUCGCCUUCAUCGCACAUGGUUCAACCGCCGAAAAGGUGUUUCAAUCAUUAUCAGUACAAUCAUCACGGUUAUAACCUUGUUCAAUCUACACUUUUUCAUCUUUGCUUGUUUCCAUCGAUCCAAUGGUACGAUUAAUCCCAAUGCUCAACUCUACCGCAUUUAUCCUCUCUGGGAUUAUAUCAAUUUAGGUGUAUACAAUUGUGCACCAUUUAUAUUCAUGGUUACACUCAACACAAGCGUUAUUUAUCAUUUGCUACAGCGUCGUCAAAUGCAAAUCAUUCAAAAUUCACGUAUUCAACACCGAACAAUAUCAAUUACAUUGGUAAUAACAACAUUUCUCUUUUUAAUUAUGACUAUUCCAGCUACGAUUGUUGCUGCAUUUUUCUUCACCACUCCAACGACAACACUAGCGAAAGUACUCGAUUCCACACUUUAUACUUACCAUGCAUUGUCCUUUAUCAUCUAUUUCAUAACAUUUAAAGAAUUUCGACAAGAAUGUUUGAUUUUGUUUGGUUGUUACAAUUACAAUAUUUUUACAUUAUCCCAUAAUUCUGUUGAGAAUUUUAUGAAUGAUCCACAAAUACCAACGACGAUAACGAUAACUCCUGCACAGCAGAAUCGUCAUAAUAAAACUCGAGUAUAUGCUCUUCGGUGUAUCGUGGGUGCAUGGUUAGUUGGUUUAAUCAUGCUAAUACCUAUCAUUAUGUCUAUCUCUUUGAGUAAGAUCAACGUGUUUGUUCAUGCGAUCAUCCAAGGAACGACAACGGUGAAUUCUUAUAUUUCAACAACAGGCACUCCUAUCGUCAGUACGAGUAACAAUUCAGUUACAUCGAUGACUAAUAAUACCAAUGUAACUAUCAACCCUCCAGUUCGAAAAUGUCAAAACUUAACUUUUACUUCGUAUAUGUCAUAUGCAACUGGGACUAAACCGUGGUCCGUAGCUGCUGGUCACCUGAAUGGUGAUAAUUAUACAGAUUUGAUUGUUGCUAAUCGUAAUAGUUAUACGGUUGGUAUCUACUUUAAUAAUGGCGAUGGAACAUUUCAAAAUCAAAAACUUGUAAUUAACGGUUCACUACCACAAUAUGUUAUUGCCAAAGACGUCAACGAUGAUCAGAAUAUAGAUAUUCUAAUUGCUGAGAGCGCAUCUAACGCAAUAGGUGUUUCCUUGGGAAAUGGUUACGGUGGCUUUACUGCUGAAGUUGACUAUUCCGUGGGUAUGUAUCCAUACUGGAUCGAUACUGGCGACUUGAAUGGCGAUCAGAACGUUGAUCUUGUCAUCGUUAAUGACUAUAAUUCUAACGUCGAUGUCUUGCUUGGCGAUGGUCAUGGACGUUUCGAUACCGGAUAUACUUAUUCUACUGCUCAAUAUCCGGUCGCCGUAGCUAUCAUAAUACGAUUAGUUUAUUUCUUGGAUAUGGUAACGCAACGUUUCGAACACGGAGACGAUUCUCCACGGGCAAUUCACCAUGGGGAAUAG
Molecule: messenger RNA, 1842 nt
Organism: Adineta ricciae
Lineage: Eukaryota; Metazoa; Rotifera; Eurotatoria; Adinetida; Adinetidae
Source: the annotation of a GenBank genome assembly